GUAGGGAUCACCUGUAAAAAACUUGAAGAGCCUCUUGGUGGAAAGAUGGUUUUGACUUCUGAGAAAAUUGCUACUGGAAGUAUUGCAAUAUUUUCUUGUGAUGCAGGGAGAACUCUUAUGGGGUCUCAUCUAUUGAAAUGUAUGGAAAAUGGAAUGUGGACAUUUGAUGAACCAAAGUGCUUCAAAAACUGUGUUCUACCACAUCUGAAUGAUGGAAACAUAGGGAAGAAAAGAAUAACCUAUAGGGAUGAAAUUGAAAUAUUGCACUUUGAUAAAAUUGAGCAAAACACCUCAUUGGCUCAUGGGGAGAAGGUUGUAAUCAGAUGUAAUCGUAACUUCUGGUUUAUGGGCUUUUUAAACAGUACAUGGAAAAAUAAUGAAAUAACUUGCAAUGAUGGACAGUGGAACUCAGAACCAAUGUGUAUUCCAGCAAGAUGCCACAGUGCUCAACUCUCCAACUGGAAAGGAGUUAUGACUGCAAAACUAAAGAACAUAUAUAAUCACAAUGAACUAGCAUUUAUUCACUGUGCUACUGGCUACAAGAAAGUAAGUGAUAUUAGGUGUAUCUAUGGGCUCUGGAGAUUAUUGUCAGGUCAACAUCCAUGUGAAUUUGGUUACUGUCAAAAACCUAACAUUGAUGGUGGCUCAGUUGAGGAAAGUAAUUGGGGUUUUUUUCAUAAAAAGGCUGAGAAUGAUUAUUAUGAAGAAGGAAAAAAGCUAUAUGUGAAAUGCGAUGACAAUGAAGAAAAAGUAACCAUUGAAUGCAAAAAUGGACAAUGGGAACCAGAUUUACAUUGUUUGGAAGAAAGAGUUACAACUCCAUCAACUACUACAUUUAUCAGCAGAGAAAGCACAGAAUCAGUAUGUCAGAUUGUAAAACAUGAUGAAUAUCUAAUGAUUUUUUAUAAUUUGACUCAACUGAAAACUGGAGACAAAGUUGAAAAUGGAGGUAAAAUUAGAUUUCAUUGCCAUCUUGUUGGGAUUAAGAGGCUGAUAGGAGUAAAAGAAACACAUUGCAUUAAAGGAGACUGGAGUGAAGACUUUCCUUACUGUUCUGAUCCUAAUGACCCAGAUCAAGUAGUGGUGUUUGUGGCUUUUUCUGAUGAUUCAUUAGUUCCUGAAGGUCCUGGAGGAGUUUAUCUAGUCCCUCUUUCAACAAGCCUGAAAAUGAUGUGUAAAACUGUAGCUGGAUCACCAGGAAUUGCUUGGACUACAACUGUGGAAGAGAAUAUAGAAACAAACUCUCCAUGGACAAAGAAGAUUCAAGCUUAGGACAAUUAUAUUUCU
This is a messenger RNA of Limulus polyphemus (Atlantic horseshoe crab), 1287 nucleotides long. RefSeq names its product protein lev-9-like. The record is from RefSeq and is a predicted model, not a curated record. Bases 46 to 1272 code for a protein of 408 amino acids. Lineage: Eukaryota; Metazoa; Arthropoda; Merostomata; Xiphosura; Limulidae. The transcript is spliced from 9 exons.